AUGUCACUUACCACUAAGGAAGCAUUUGCUAAGCUUCCAGCAAAACUUCAUAGGUUUUUCUUGAAGUAUCCACCAAGACCUUUCAAGGCCUAUAGUGAAAAACCAUCUACCAUCGAUGACCCAUCAAUGAACCCAUUUUUACCUAACAAAAACCCAGUAACUGGACGUUGGCAAGAACCUAAAUAUUCAUUAAGAAGAUCAUCAGAUUUAUUCAAAUUAAGUUAUAAGUUCGGGAUCUCCGAUUUGAUUCCUCCAUUACCAAAGAAAUUCUAUCAAGACAAGUAUGACAACAAGAAUUUCAUGAGAGGUAUGUUAAGAUUCAAGAAACACAAAUGGGAAAGAACUAUGGAAGACAGAGUUGAAGCUAGAACCAAAGCUAUCAAGGAAAUGGAUGACAUUAUCGUCAAACAAAGACCAGAAUAUAAGAAGAUUAUCAAGAAGAGAAGAGCCAGUCAAAGAACUUGGUGGUAA
Messenger RNA from Yamadazyma jaroonii, 471 nucleotides. Lineage: Eukaryota; Fungi; Ascomycota; Pichiomycetes; Serinales; Debaryomycetaceae. The record is from the annotation of a GenBank genome assembly.